Molecule: messenger RNA, 1141 nt
Organism: Cyclopterus lumpus (lumpfish)
Lineage: Eukaryota; Metazoa; Chordata; Actinopteri; Perciformes; Cyclopteridae
Product: histone H3-like
Exons: 2
Coding region: 35-802 (255 amino acids)
Cellular component (GO): nucleosome
Molecular function (GO): structural constituent of chromatin; DNA binding; protein heterodimerization activity
Source: RefSeq, a predicted model, not a curated record
GGAUCAUUAGUUUAACCGACUCGACUCUGACAACAUGAGCGGCCGCGGAAAAGGAGGCAAAGGACUCGGGAAAGGAGGCGCCAAGCGGCACCGGAAGGUCCUCCGUGAUAACAUCCAGGGCAUCACCAAACCCGCCAUCCGCCGCCUGGCUCGCCGCGGCGGAGUGAAGCGGAUCUCCGGUCUGAUCUACGAGGAGACCCGCGGCGUGCUGAAGGUGUUCCUGGAGAACGUGAUCCGUGACGCCGUCACGUACACCGAGCACGCCAAGAGGAAGACGGUGACCGCCAUGGAUGUGGUGUACGCGCUGAAGAGGCAGGGCCGCACCCUACGCCGUUGCUUAAAGAUCACAACGACUUUGAUUUUCGUAAAGAGAAGAAGGCGAGCUUUAAAAAUGGCCAGAACCAAGCAGACCGCCCGUAAGUCCACCGGAGGAAAAGCUCCCAGGAAGCAGCUGGCGACCAAAGCUGCCCGUAAGAGCGCCCCGGCCACCGGCGGCGUGAAGAAGCCCCACCGUUACAGGCCCGGUACCGUGGCUCUGAGGGAGAUCCGCCGCUACCAGAAGUCCACCGAGCUGCUGAUCCGCAAGCUGCCCUUCCAGCGCCUGGUGAGGGAGAUCGCUCAGGACUUCAAGACCGACCUGCGCUUCCAGAGCUCCGCCGUCAUGGCGCUGCAGGAGUCCAGCGAGGCUUACCUGGUCGGCCUGUUCGAGGACACCAACCUGUGCGCCAUCCACGCCAAGAGGGUCACCAUCAUGCCCAAAGACAUCCAGCUGGCCCGCCGUAUCCGCGGAGAGAGGGCUUAGACUGACCCGACCACAGCGAACAACCAACGGCUCUUUUAAGAGCCACGUAACUCUCUGAAAAGCUCCUUCCUCUGGAUCGAUUAAUUCAUACAGUCCGUCUACAGCCUAAAUAAUAUGAAGGCUACCUGUAAACUGUACCGCUUAAACCUUUAUUUAGUACAUUAACGAUAACAGGAAAGACUCAUCUCAUACAUCACAUUACCAUUUUAGAUCAAAUCCGGUUUUGGUUGUGUUUUCUUUAAAAUGAUCAUAUAUUUUUCAAUGUAUUGUCUGUGACCAUAUGCAUACAUGGUGCACUGGUCAAUGUUCAUGGUGGAAAUAAAUCAUCCAGCUCCUACA